Messenger RNA from Myotis brandtii (Brandt's bat), 6566 nucleotides. RefSeq names its product protein phosphatase, Mg2+/Mn2+ dependent, 1L (gene PPM1L). The record is from RefSeq and is a predicted model, not a curated record. The transcript is spliced from 4 exons. NCBI's taxonomy places the organism in Eukaryota, Metazoa, Chordata, Mammalia, Chiroptera, Vespertilionidae. The coding region runs from base 4 to 1086 and encodes 360 amino acids. Gene Ontology annotation, biological process: positive regulation of canonical Wnt signaling pathway; positive regulation of canonical NF-kappaB signal transduction; protein dephosphorylation. Gene Ontology annotation, molecular function: protein serine/threonine phosphatase activity; cation binding. Gene Ontology annotation, cellular component: nucleus; cytosol.
UAAAUGAUAGAGGAUACAAUGACUUUGCUGUCUCUGCUGGGUCGCAUCAUGCGCUACUUCUUGCUGAGACCCGAGACGCUCUUCCUGCUGUGCAUCAGCUUGGCGCUGUGGAGUUACUUCUUCCACACGGACGAGGUGAAGACCAUCGUCAAGUCCAGCCGGGACGCCGUGAAGAUGGUGAAGGGCAAGGUCGCAGAGAUCAUGCAGAACGAUCGGCUCGGGGGGCUCGACGUCUUGGAGGCCGAGUUUUCCAAGACCUGGGAGUUCAAGAGCCACAACGUGGCGGUGUAUUCCAUCCAGGGCCGGAGAGACCACAUGGAGGACCGAUUCGAAGUUCUGACGGACCUAGCCAACAAGACGCACCCGUCCAUCUUCGGGAUCUUCGACGGUCACGGGGGCGAGACUGCAGCUGAAUAUGUAAAAUCUCGACUCCCAGAGGCCCUUAAACAGCAUCUACAGGACUACGAGAAAGACAAAGAAAAUAGUGUUUUGUCUUAUCAGACCAUCCUUGAACAGCAGAUUUUGUCGAUUGACCGAGAAAUGCUAGAAAAAUUGACUGUAUCCUAUGAUGAAGCAGGUACCACUUGCUUGAUUGCUCUGCUGUCAGAUAAAGACCUCACGGUGGCCAACGUGGGUGACUCCCGGGGGGUCCUAUGUGACAAGGACGGGAAUGCCAUCCCCUUGUCUCAUGAUCACAAGCCUUACCAACUGAAGGAAAGAAAGAGGAUCAAGAGAGCGGGUGGUUUCAUCAGUUUCAAUGGCUCCUGGAGGGUCCAGGGCAUCCUGGCCAUGUCUCGAUCCCUGGGGGAUUAUCCGCUGAAAAAUCUCAACGUGGUCAUCCCAGACCCAGACAUCCUGACCUUCGACCUGGACAAGCUCCAGCCCGAGUUCAUGAUCUUGGCAUCGGAUGGCCUCUGGGAUGCUUUCAGCAAUGAAGAAGCUGUUCGGUUCAUCAAGGAGCGCUUGGAUGAACCUCACUUUGGGGCCAAGAGCAUAGUUUUACAGUCAUUUUACAGAGGCUGCCCUGACAACAUAACAGUCAUGGUGGUGAAGUUCAGGAAUAGCAGCAAAACAGAAGAGCAGUGAGCCCUUCAGGGCUCAGCUGCCGUAGACUAAAGGACUUUCAACACACUGGUCUCUUUUAAUGUCGUGCAGCUGUGGAAGUUACAGUUAGGAUCCCCCAUCCCAGACGUGGGAUGCCCCCUCCCUGGCGGUCUUAGGUCUGUAUCCAGUGACGAGGAAAAGAGGGCCGAUGUUGAGAGGCUGGAAGAUAGUUUUUUCAUGUUUCCCGAUUCUUUCAUCCAACGUUCAAAAUGUACAAAUAUCUAGUCGUAGAGUCACAUGUAUGAUGUGAAUGGCAUAUGUGCCAUGUGUUCUCCCUUUUAAGGUUCUUUUCAAGAUUUCAAGAUCCCUUACAGGGCCCUCCAGGCAUCAGACUUUAGAGCAGUGAGCAGGGCAGGCCGCCCAGAGCUGCAGGAGACAGGCCCUGGCGUCCCCUGCGCGUCAGGGUGGCAGUUCUCUUACUGAGGGCAGAGCUGCCCUGAGAAGGCUUUACCCUCCUGCGCCCAGGUUUUCCACUCCGCAGCAGCCCAGAAACCGAUUUGGAGUGGUUUGCUGUUCCGUGGCUGCUCUUGGAAACGGAGGGAAGAAGAGACUGCAGCGGCUACACAGCAGAAGUAACCUUUUCCCUCCUCCCUUUAUUCCUUAUAUAGACUUGUGUACCCUCUAGCCGGUCUUUGUGCCAGUCUUUGUGCACUUAUCCUAAUCCUGCAUGACCUUAACCUUUUGCUUACACCUUACUGUAUGUAAUAGGCAGCUGUUAAACUUCACAACUGGAAGCCACAUUUUUUUUUGUCUUUUGUCACCAAGAAACCUAUUAAGGGAAGUCAGAAAAGCAAAUCACAGUUAUCAUAAUUCCUUCCAUCUUUAAGGGUAGAUAGGGGGCGGGGGGAAUAAUGGCUGAAUAAGUCACAGAGCCCCCUUGGGAAGUUGCUUGUUUGCAUUGGGAGAGAAAGUUGGGGAGGUUACUACCCUGAAUUGAGCUCCAGCUGCCAGUUUUAUGCCCUUCCCCUCUUCUCCUAUCCUGGUAGCUUUCAAGUAUCUUUCAAGGAGUGUUCUGAGAAGCAGCAGAACUGCAUGAGUAUUUCUCGAAACCCAGGCCAGAGUUCCCACCCACAUUUUGGAGUUUGGUGGUAAAUUGCGGGAUGCGCUUCUCCAUGACUGUGGAGAAGCAGGUAGCUUCCCCAGGCCAACCAUUCAGUGACCACAAAGCGGGUUGGGAAUUCAAGCUCAAACCGGUAUUGUAAGGCAGCCCAGAGUUAUUCUGGGGCCAGGCUUGCUGCUCUCUGUUUCCUAUUACCAAAGUCACAUUUCCAAUCUCAGUAUUUUAUAAGUUAAUUGACAGAAAAUGCUCAGGCAUCCUGUUUGCCUGACGGCGGUGGCUCAAGCAGCCAAACAGGAUUUUCCGUGCGUUCCCAGCCCUGUGUCUGAAAUGCCAGGGUGUCCACCUGGCUCUGUUCUUUCUGAGUCGGCAUUUGUCAUUAUAGCUUCUCAAAGGCCCCAUUCGCUUUCCGCAGCUGGGGAGCUUUUCUGAAGCAGGUUCCAGAGAGAACCCGGGAGGAUGAAGAGUCCCUCGUGGUCACCAAGGACUGCAGUCUGUCGAUUCCUCCCAGCACUUACCUUUUUUUGACUCCAAUGAGAAUGAAUAACAGUAUCCCAAGAGCUUUGAUUAUUUUCGUAAACUGUGACUUUAGAAUUCCAACAUUAGGAUUAGAACCUUAAUAAUUUUUUUAGCCAUAGAAUGUUCUAGUACAAAACACCUACCACCAUGUAGACUAAGCUCUUUGCCUAAUUAAGAGGCACUGAACAGUUGGAUGUGUGUAUUUGGGGUGGGGGUCAGGAGAGGAAUGUGGAGAACACACUGACUGUGGUCACUGUGGGAUGAUCAGGCCAGGUGGCCUGAGUUUGCCUGAAGAUUUAGGAUAAUCUAACUCCAGAAAGUUACCAAAGCCCAUCAUCCAACUCAAGUUCAAGAAUAAGCUCUUUAAUUUUACGGUACACAGUCAAUUUUCCUUUUUUAUUUUUAACUCCAAAAUUCAUAAUCACAAGGGAAGAGGUUUUUAAAUGCCAUGAUCGUCGUUGUUGUCCAAAAUUAAAAUAGUAUGGUUUUGGUGAAGAUGAAAAAGAAAAGCUACUAAGUUAAAUUAGUAAGUUAGUGUUGUUUGCUGCAGAACAUCUCAGUAGGUGGUGCUGAGGGCAGGAGUGCAUGACUGUCCCCCUAGCUGAGGUUCACACGGCAUCUUGUACGUUUUGCUUUGUAGAAUUAAUUCAUUUCUGACUUUAACCACGUAGUAUGUGUAUUUCCUAUUCCCUUUUUUCCUCUCAUUUUGGCUUGUAAUAUAGAUUUUUAAAAGAUAGAAAUUCUAGGCAGAAUAGUAGCACUUUGGUUAAUACCUAUGUCUACAAAAUACUACAAUCAGAGUAUUUUGCUCCCUUCCCCUGUCCUGGAGCUCGCUCUCUCUGACCCUCCUCCAGCUGUUGGGGGUCUACAGACUCACCCUCUGGGUGCCCUGUGGCUCCUGGCUGCUCCCUUCUUCUAGGGACAGGGAAGGUUGAAUGUAGCCACUAGGGAAACUGAGUUGAGGAGUUUGCAUGUGAAGCCUCCCUAAACAGCACUGCCAAAGCUUUGGAUUGUCGCCGAGGCUGCCCAGACUCCCCAGCCCGAGUUCACCUUGCCAAUAGCUCCCACGGUGCCAAAUCUGGGAUGGUUUUUCAGUCCUUUGGAAAUGAAGCUGGGAACGAAUGACCACAUGCCAUGAGCCCCCAGCAAGAUGCCAAGCCCAGGCCUCCUCCAUGCGCUGCUCUGCUACUUACCGCUCCACUGGCCAUUCUUAAAAUGGAUUGGGAUUUGGAGGGGAGGGCAGGGGGUGUUAAGGAAGGGAAAUUUUAAAAAAAAUCAUUGUAUUUGCAAUUCUCUAAUCAAUGGAAUAAAUGAUACUUACAUAGAAAAUUCCAAAGCCAGUUCCCAAGACCUGCAUUUAUUUAAUGUGACCCAUUAGCCCAACUCUGAAGUUGUAGUUCUCAUGCACAUAUGUACACAUUACUGGUUACCAGUGGCCUCUUGAAUCUUGUCUAUGUAAUACUCUUAUUUCAGAGUGUUUUAUAGAGUGAAGGGGCAUAUGCAAUCUGGAUAAGUUAAAACAGGCCUUAUUUCAUACAACUUGAACGAUGUCAACCCAUGUGCAUUUUGUGCAAACAGGAUUGCAUGAGAGUGAUGACAUCAUCAUUUCAAUCCUAAAGUAAUUUUAGGAGAUUGAUUACACUAUUGAAUUGGGAUAUCUAUAUCACUGGGCUAUCUGACAAUACACAAGGGAUUCAGAAAGGCAGUGAUCACUUUUUCUUUACCAGGCAAACCUUGAUUUCCUCCCACCCCCGAGUUGUUUUCAGGCCAAACUCUUAAAUCUGAAUCAAUGCAGAAGGUUUAGAAAGCGCAACAUUUCAUUGUACAUUUCAAAGUAUAGUAAUACAUACUCUGGGUAAACAGUUUCCAAUGAUUUCAGAUUUUUUUCCCUCCUUUUGACCCAUCUCUAGACUGAUCUUUCCUUAUUAUGCCCCCCAAAUUGCCUUAGCUCAUCACUCCAGCAUUCCUGACCCAGAAAUGACAUGCCUGCUAGAUAUCACACUGGGGCCUAUUUAACUGCCUCUAGAUUAAAUCAUUGAUAUCUAGACUUUUGAGCUAGUUAGCUGCAUACCACCAGAGUAAUAGAAUCUCAGUAUCUCCCAAAGUGAGUUCCACAGAACUUUAAAUGUCCUACAGAAGGGAAGAAGCACACCACGGAUGUAAUUUCAGUUAGGGUAGUAUUUUCCAGAUUAAUCUGACCACAGAAGCUUUUUUUGAGUAAAACUUAGUAACAUUCCAAGGAGCUCAUGUUCCAUAGGACCCACUUUGGGAAAUUUUGUUAAAUGGAAAUAUUACUGUUUUUUCAUCCACUGUGAUAUGACUCUUUGUAGUUGUAGUACAAUUUGUAAUUUAGAAGCACCAAUCCUUUCAAGUAAGAGGCUGAGCUGUUCAUGAAAGCAGUUUUAAGAAAUAGCAUCCUUUACUGUGACCAUCAGCAGCCUCGCAUGGACAGUAGAAGCUCAACAAUCCUACCUGAAGCCCCAACCAUUGUCUCCCUCUUCAAUGUGAAUACUCAGCAAGAGUCUUUGCCAUCCAGAGUGAAUCAAAAUAAAUAUUUUUACAUUUCAUCACUAUUGAGAGUAAAAAAAAAAUCUAUCAUAAUAAAAGUGUAAUAUGCUAAUUAGACCAGACAUCCUUCUGGGACGAAGCCGGGCCUGCAGCUGCGGGAUUGAGACAGCCGCCCUGUGGCUGCAAGGGAGGCAGCCACGGCUGUGAAGGCCUACUCUUGCAGGAAUUUCGUGCACCGGGCCUCUAGUUUAAAAUAGUAGAAAAUGAGGGAAAAAUUAUAAACUGUUAACACUGUCCUCUGUUCUUCUUUCCAGAUUCAGUGAAAUAAUUUGAAAUCACAGCUCAUUUGUUCUAAAAUCCCUGUCCCAUGUUGUCCCACCCUUCACAUUUUCUAUACAGAAUUAAGUUUGGUGAGUUAUCUCUUGCCUAAAAUGUCAGGUUUAUUGUCACUCUCGACCUGGACAAUGGGUUCUGGAAACUCUGAGAGAUAAUCUCAAAAUAACAGAUAAGACAAAUCUAGUCAAAAACAUGGUACAAACUGAAUUUAGGGAAAAAUCAUUAACCUAAAAUCACAUCCAAUAUUUAGGAAUACACUUGCCCUCUGGACGUUACCCAAAAUAGUAAAGAACUGAAAAUAAAAUCACUUAGAUCAAGAGGAAGAUUACAAAGGGCAGGUGACAGUCGAGACUCUAAUGCUUCCAUUAGACAUGUGCUUCUCCACAUGUUCUAAUAUGGAAAAGUUUUGAUUCUUAAUAAUGUGGAUGCUUUGUCCGUUUUUAAUUUUUCCCACUGUGAAGCUGAAAACUGUUUAACCAAGGGAUGAUUAUGACAAUGUUUAUGUGUUUAGUAACAAACAAAACACACCAUCAUCUGUACAAUCACCUUAAUAAAUCCAAGGUGAGGACUUUGAAGAGAGCAGGUAGUAAAUGUUGAUUUUAACAAAGCAUCACAGGCAUUUUCACAAUUCAAAACUCUGCCCCAAAGCAAGCAAGCAAGCAGCCAGCAAAUAUGUAGAUUAUAUUUAGAGGUGUGGUUCCAUUUAUUCUAAAAAUCCUAUAAUCUGGCCUCUGACAUUUGCCAGAUCCAAAUUAAUCUCAAAAACCUCCAGCGACCGGAGUCCCUAGCUCUGAGCAAAGCAGCUUACUGUAAAGGCCUGGGAGCAGAUUGUGGCUGGGCCUGUGAGGGGGCAGGACAACCUCGCUGGGUCACUGGCUGCCUCUGUAGGAGACGGACCGUGUCAUGAAGAAAUUCAGAGGUUAAAUGUGAUAUCAUGCGUUAGUAUCCCCACCUAUUUCUAGAUUAAUUAGAUAAUGCAUAAUUUAAAAUGUGUUGAUUCAGAAGCAAAGGUAGAAUAGUCAAGGAAUUAGGGGUAAAAAAA